UCGCCUGUAGCAAAUGGAUUAAUUGACUCACAAAUGUUUUCAUCGUUCAUCAGCUGGAAAAAUUUGCUCUGAAAGUGUUUCCAGUGAUAUCGUUCCUCUGUGUCGUUAUAUCGUUAUAACUGUGCUGUGAACGUCCAAACUCUUUAUUGAAUCAGCACGAUUAUGUCAUUUAAACAUUAUAGGCUAGGCCUAUUUAUCUUUGCUGGUCUGAAUGGACCUUUUAGCGUUUCAGUCAUAGACAUUAUAAUAAACACUUUUUAUUAUAAUGUCUAUGGUUUCAGUUACCACAAAAGGCAGAAUGUCAAAUAAGCUUCGCGUUUGCUUGAGGUAAACAUGGCAACAGCUGCUCUCGCGACGCUCUCCAUCGUGCUUCGAAAGUCAUUAAAAUAAUAGUCAUUUAAAAAAAUAAUAAUAAUAAUUCGCAAAUUCUUUUAAAUUAUAGCACAACUAUUAAUAAAUUUAGCAUAUCAGACACAAACAUAGCCUACUGAAAAACGUUUUAAUUUACUUUAAUUGUUAUAAACAUAGGCUAAUUAUUGUAUUUUAUCCUAUCCCAUUUGAUCUUAAAAAUGAGUUUCACACUGGUUUAUUCACGCCCCUCUUCAGCUUGUCCGGUUUUUUUGGUUUUUUGGUUUGUUUGUUUUUUGGCUGAAGGCGCAGUUGAGGUCUGAGGAGAAAGAUCUGGCGAUCAGGAACUGCGGGAUGUGAACUGUUCAAAUUUACUUCAUUAGAUUUUAUGAGUUACUUCAUUAGAGGGCCGUUAUGCAGAAUUAACAUUCAUGUCGUGCAGAAGCGGAGCCAGCGUUUGGGGUGCACUGGAUGUUUUCAUUUAUUUAAAGCAGUCUCUCCAGACCUCUGUGUGCCGAAGUAGCGGAAGGCUCCUUGCGUUAUGAGGAGGAGGACACCUAACGUGUGAAGCGGGCUCGAGUAGCGCGAGAAAGCGGAAGAAAAGACAUGCAUUUCUAGACAGACUAAUAAUAGUUACAGCUUUCUAAAUGCGUCUUCUUAUCGAACAGCCAAGAACAAUGAGCAGUGGCUCUAGCAACUUUUUGCUAGUUCCCAUACCGGAGUACCCUGUACUAGACUGCGUGCCUAACAAAAACGUCAAAAUAGUUGUUCUUGGGGCAAGCAAUGUUGGAAAAACAGCUCUGAUUGUAAGAUUUCUUACUAAGAGAUUCAUUGGAGACUAUGAAGCCAACACAGGAGCCUUGUAUUCAAGGAAGAUUAAUUUGGAUGGGGAGCAAGUUUCUUUACAAGUGCAGGACACUCCAUGUGUCUCACUGCAGGAUGAUGCAGAGGGUCUUUACUGUCAGGAGCAGAUCAAUCGCUCCAUUUACUGGGCAGAUGGUUAUGUGUUCGUCUUCUCUAUCACUGACCUCAACAGCUACCGUACCAUCCAGCCUCUCUACCAACAUGUGCGCAGAAUCCAUCCCAGCGGCAACAUACCCGUCAUCAUCGUGGGAAACAAGAGCGACCUGCUGCGUGCCCGGCAGGUCCCGGAUCAUGAGGGUAAGGCGCUGGCUGAUGAAUUGGGAGGGCCCUACUUUGAGGCUUCGGCCAGGGAGAACCAUGAGAGCGUCCAGGCUGCUUUUCUGCACUUAUGUCAGGAGGUGAGCCGAGCGCUGGGAGGAGGAAAUGGGGAGAAGAGAAAAGGUGGGCUACACCUUGCCAGGCCAAAGAGCCCGAACAUGCAAGAGUUGAAGAGAAGGUUCCGACAAGUGCUGUCAUCCAAGGUCAAGUCAGCUACGGCACUAUGAUGAUGAACUGGUUGACGAAUGUGACCGCAGAGGAUUUAGAAAGUGUUAACAACAUACUGUUGCACAAGUGAUUGUGAAAUAUAAGGCAAAACAAUGAAACUUGCCAGUUGUUUUUGCAAGUUCUCAUAGAAGAUGAGUGGUGAUAUCACAGCCCUCUGGAAGCAUGGGACUCCUGGCACUGAACUCUAUAUCUAAUGGUUUUAAGGCCAUAAAGGCUGUUUUUGUUUCUUUGUUUUAGCUGCUAUCAUGCUAAUGUUUCCUGGUUUUCCAGGAUUAAAUGACUUUCUUAAAUUCAAUUCUUUAGUAAUGAUUUUCUUGUAUUAAAAAUGAAUUUCCUUAAUCUCUUCAAUGUGAAGCAAGGAUAAACUGAUUAUUUUUGACCAAGCCAUUUAUUAUACAGAAAGUAGAUAAAUAAAACAAACAUAUUGGAGGACCAUUUAUUGGAAACAUA
Molecule: messenger RNA, 2208 nt
Organism: Megalobrama amblycephala (Wuchang bream)
Lineage: Eukaryota; Metazoa; Chordata; Actinopteri; Cypriniformes; Xenocyprididae
Gene: rasl11a
Product: RAS-like, family 11, member A
Exons: 4
Coding region: 996-1757 (253 amino acids)
Molecular function (GO): GTP binding; GTPase activity
Source: RefSeq, a predicted model, not a curated record